AUGGACCCCUCCGUUUUUACCGAGGUGGUCAUAGUACUCCUCAUGGCAGGUCUCAGUGAUGCCCCGUUCAUGCAGUCACUGGCUGUUCCAGCUGUAUGCUCGUUGAUUGCGUAUCUAGCAUACUUUUCGCAAUAUCUGCUCCAGACAUCUUCGCUUGAACCAGGGCCGCCGUCCCGAAAGGAAACCAUUGUAUUCAAUUUUUGUCUCGUUUUCCUUUGGUACGCAUAUUUCAAAGCAGUGACCGAGGACCCGGGACGAUACGUCUUCCCGCUCAAGCGAGCUGAAGAAACUGGAGGGAAUUGGUGCAAGAAGUGUGCGGCGCCUAAACCCGCAAGAGCACAUCAUUGCCGACAUUGCGGACGUUGCAUUCCCAAAAUGGAUCACCACUGUCCGUGGACUGCGAACUGUGUCUCGAUGACAACCUUUCCGCAUUUCCUACGUUUCCUAGUGUUUGCCAAUGUUUCACUCUGGAUACUCGGAUUCCUUCUCUGGCAGAGAUUCCACUCUCUGUGGGAAGCACGUCACUUGCCGGCAUAUCUAGGCCCAACCCUGCCUGCGCUCAUAGGUCUUGCCGUCACAUCACUCAUCUGUUUCUUCACAUCCCUCGCACUCGGUAUCAUGCUGGCAACAACGGCCAAGAGCUGGCUGUUCAAUUGCACCAUGAUUGAAGGCUGGCAGUUGGAGCGCCAUGAAGCCGUGCUAGAUCGUGGGGGCCGAGAUUGGUGGGACUUUAAUGGUCCAGACGGAAUGAAGAUCAGGUUCGAAAGAGUCGAGUUCCCAUAUGAUCUUGGGAUUUGGGCCAACAUGUCUCAAGCAAUGGGGACUUCUAAUUUUUUACUCUGGCUUUGCCCCUUCGCCGGCAACCCCAAAGUUGGACAAGAUGGAAAAGGCACUGGCUGGGAGUGGGAGGAAAAUGGAUUUAACCCUAGAGAGGGAAUGUGGCCACCCCUGGACCCGGAGAAAAUACAGAGGGCAGAUAGGCAAUGGCCAGCUGCUCGCAGAGACUAUGCGGCAGAAAUGAGAGAUGUAGAGCCGUCCUCUGCGGAGCAAAUAUGUGCCUUUAGGGAACGACAGCUCAUGGACACUUUGAGACCAAAAACGCUCCUCGCAGAACUUGAGGAAGAUGAAUCCUACGGCCUGCCGUACGCGGAAGAGGACGAAUUUCAUCGAGACGACUGGAGAGAUUGGAGGAAUGACGAUGGUGAAUAUUUGACGGAUUAUGGAGUUGAUGAGGAGGCUGAAGACUUCUGCACAGCACCGAUUCAUCAGGACGAUGUGCCUCUCGCAGAAUUUUUGCGUCGACGGAAACAUGGCCACAAUGGUGAGAUAGACUAA
Messenger RNA from Ustilaginoidea virens, 1335 nucleotides. RefSeq lists its product as uncharacterized. Lineage: Eukaryota; Fungi; Ascomycota; Sordariomycetes; Hypocreales; Clavicipitaceae. The transcript has 2 exons. The record is from RefSeq and is a predicted model, not a curated record. The coding region runs from base 1 to 1335 and encodes 444 amino acids. Gene Ontology annotation, cellular component: endoplasmic reticulum membrane. Gene Ontology annotation, molecular function: protein-cysteine S-palmitoyltransferase activity.